CUGUCCUGGCGCGACUUUAGGAAAUGCCCCAAUUUCCAGGCUGCUUCCUCUCUUAUGAAACACCCGCCGAAGGAUGGAGGAGGAGAAGGGACUCAGACACGAGAGCUGUGAUCCUUACCUUGAAUUCAUCCAGCAGGUCGGAGCUGAGCAGCUGGAUGCUGAGGUCGUCAUCUUUUGAUUGCUGUGGGAGGAUGCAAUGGAAAUGAGAGCUUUUUUAGGCAGCGCCACACACUCACUUCAGCUGCUCGGGGUGUUGUCUCAGAGUGCUGCUGGAGACUGCAACGCUCUCCAGAGAGGUGUCAAAGCAAUGGCAGCCCCAAGAAGCCACCCCAGUCUGUCUGCCAGAGGGACAUUGUGUGUUGUGUAACACCAUCCCUGGAGGUGUCUCACCAUCCCUGGAGGCGUUUAAGGAGUGACUGGACGUGGCACUCAGUGCUCUCAUCUGGUUGACAAGGGCAUGACGUUGGAUAUUUCACAUCUGGAGACCUGCUUUCUACCACCCUUGUCGGAAUUUGCGACGUGACUCACGUCGACCUCGGCAGAGAAACCCAGGGGAUCUCAGCACUGGGGUUCCAGGAGCGAGGAGUGUGUGCUCUGGGAGGAUGGACGAGGUUGUCUCAGAGGGAGCAGGUGAUCCAACCUGGCUGUUUCCCCUGCCAAAUACCUUAAUUACUUCAUCUUAACUGCUGAGACCCAAAGACACCAUGGUACCAUAGAAUGCUUUGAGUUGGAAGGGACCUUACAGAUCGUUUGUUUCCAACUUCCCCCCUGCCAUGAAGGGUGAACUUGAGUUAUGAAAGCAGUAGAGUUCAGACACUGAAAAGCCAUUCCCAAAAUCCUCUUGCUCCCAGGGGUAUGACCUGCUGCUCUCCAGGGGGGCUGAGGUGUCUGCUCCACUUCUGCUCAGCACUGGUCUCCUUGAGCUUUUUCAGCACUUUGCCAGGGAUUUAUCUUUUUGUGGAAGUCUGAGGAAGAUUUGCUUCAUUAACAGGAUCAGGCACUUGUGACUAUUUUGGUUGUUGCUUUCCCUGUCGCCUCUGAGGGCUGUAACCAGGAAGUGGAAGAUGAAGCUGAAUGGUGGAAAACCCCUCUCACUGAAAAUAGUGUUUAAAAAUAAGAAGAUUAAAAAAAAAAAAAAGAAGAAGAAAUUAAGAGAUCUGAAGGGAACUUACUCUGCUGGCUGUCCCUGCCUGUCAGGGAAGGAGAGAUGGGCACUUCAUCUCCCACUCCUCAGAAGUGUGUCUGCUGGAAAUAAGAAGUCAAAUUAAGGCCUUGCACUGGCCUUGAUUUAUAUUUAUGACUAAAAGGGGCUGUGCAGUGAGGAGAUGCAUUACAAGGGACCAAGUCUUCAGUUUUCCACCGAGAUCAGAGGACACUGGUUAGCAGAAGGCCGGGCUGGUGGAGCCACGUGUGCCAGGCUCAGGCAGAGCUUUUCAGGGGAAUUGGUAAGAGGAUGAACCUCUGGAAAAAUUAACCUUGCCUCGUAGCCUGGCUUUCCAGGAAUUCAUGCCUAGAAGCAAACAUUGCCCAAUUUUCCCGGUUUUUCUCAUUUCCACAGGUUGUUUUAUCAAAUAAUGUAGGAAUUAGUGGAGCCAAGUGGCUGUGAGGUGCCAGGUGUCUCUUAGUCCUGAUGUCUCUCUGCCCCAGAGCUGGAGCAGGGCUCCCCAGGUGCCUCUGUGUGUGUGUUCACGUGCAUCCAGCCCCGGAGAAACCAGCUUUGGCUCCUCCUGGUUGUGAAAUUGAGACGGGCACGAUUCAAACCCGGCCCAAAACCGAAACCCGGCUCUGGGUUGCGUCGUGAAUCCACGGCCAAUUUACUGAAACACGAGUUUCAGUUUUGGUGAAAGCUAAAUCUAUGACAGCUCUGCCUGGCUAUUGGAGUGAUUCAUUUGCUCCCCAGAGAAUUCAAAGCUGGAGCUGAUGGCAGCCAGCUCUCAGUUUCUCCUCUCUCAGGCUUCAUUUGUUGCCUGCACUGUCAGCACGUUUCACCCUCGGGGGCAAACCUGGCUGCUGUGUGGGACGGUUGGAUUCAUCACCUGCUCCAGCCUGAGGCACAACCUGGUUUUCUGCCAAAAGGCACUUGGGGAUAUGGUUUUGGGGUGAUCAUGGUUAUGGCUGAUGGUUGGACUGGGUGACCUUGACGGUCUCUUCCAACCCGGAUGAUCCUGUGAAAUGUCCCGCCUGACCUCGGCUAUCACACCAGUUUUUAGCUCUUCCAAAAACAAGGGUGGGAGGAAUACAAGAGCUGGGUGAUGGGUAUGUGCAUCUCAGCAGGCCGUGGUCUGGCAUCUGCCACGAGCUGCCCAGAGCCCAGUGCUGUCCUGGCAGUGUUGGUGCUGCUGCUGUCGUUGUUCCUGUGACAGCCACAGCAGCAGCCACCUGUGUGAUGGAUAUUUCUCUUGCCUUCUGAGAAUAAUUUGGAAAUCUGGAAAGCCACACUAUUCAAGGCUCUGGCUCUGGGGGGAUAUUUCACCACAAAGCAGCCCCUGUGGCUCCUGCACAGCAAAGUCUUUGCUCUGCUGUCGAGUCAGCCCUGGUAACUCUGACAUGUGUUGUUCUGUCCUUUGGGAUUGUUGUUCUUUGUGAACCUCCACGUGCUGCAGGCAGCACCUGAUAGCAAACACUGUUUUCUGUGACUGUUGAAUCACCAAAGCAAAGGACUUCAGCUUUGGUUUUCUAAAUAUUGACAAGUCUUCUCCCAAGACAAGCCCAUUGGUGAGGAACAGCCCCCCAGAACUGCCUGCACAAGCUCUUCUACUGGCCCCUUUCCAAGGGGCAAACUUGCUGUAUCCACAGAGUAACCCAGUGUCCACAGGAGCCUGGGAAUGCCCGGAACAAGUGGAGCAACCUGAUGCCUGGUAAUGGGAAACAAGAAUCUAACCUUCAACACCCCCCACCCCGGUGACUAAAUCGACGCUUUUCUGCGGAAGAGAUGUUGAUGUACAAGAUCCUCCACCACGCUUUUCCUCUUCCACAAAGAGCAAAGGAGAAAUGGUUGUUUCAUUGUUUGACUGAGGAUAUUUUCAUGUUGCUGUAGUUGGCAGGCUGGGUGUGCACCAGGCUCCUGGGAAUGCUGCUGCUGCUGCCACUUCCUCUGCUCCAAGCAAAACUUUUGCUGCAAUUACAGGCAGCAGCUGGGAACUGGGGGAGGAAGGGAGGGAUUAACAGCCUUGUGCUUUCACAGAUCCUUCCAACACCUCAGCAGGGGCAAAUGCAACCUGCUGCAGAUUUGGACCUGCCCUUUGGAUGAUUUACAGGGCGAAGGCACAGCGGGAGGGAGGCACCUUGGGUGCAUUUGGGGCAGUUUCAGCAACGCUCUGUGCAAUACUAUGACUAGCCUGGGCAUAAAAUCCAUUUGCCUAGUCUUCCCUGGUGAUGGAUAUAUGUUUGGUUAUCAAUAAAUUAGUCACCCAGCAAAACUGUACAGAACAGCCCUGGCCCACAGGCAGUGGCACAAGAUACACCUGCAUUGCAAGAGGUGCACGCUGGGGCUGCUGCUCUCGGUGGGAACCUUCUCUGGAGGUUGGCUGUGGGAUUAAAGAGGUGACUUUGCCACCCUCAUGCCCUCUAAGUCCACCUGACCAUCUUUCCUGGGCACAGAUAGUCCAAGAAGUUUUUUUAACUGCUCCUUUUUGUUUGUAGAAUGAGCUUGGCUCUCUCCAGAGGGGUUACAGGAACAACCAACAGCCCGGUGAACCAGCCUGGGGUUUGCACCAGUAGUGCCACUUUCAUGUGACAACAUGCCCCAGCUGACAAACCCUGGCUCCCUGGGGGCAGCCUGGAUCUGAAAUGUUGGUGGGAGAAUGUGUCUGCUCUGCUGGAGGACCCUGCCUGCAUCAGUUUUGCUCAGCAGCGAAAUCUUGGGGUGAGAUAAUCAUGGGCUUGUUAUUUUGCUGCUGGGCUGGUGGACUUUGAGAAGCUGGAGUGAAAUUUCUGUCCCUCUGUAGGGUGACACCUUUGGACUGUGCAUAAUGAUCCCCAAAGUCACCUGUGACCCUGGAGACCAAGAGACUUCUGCCGCCAAGGUGGGAGCUGUGCCAUCCAAAAUCCCUGACCUUGUGUGCCUGUGCUCCAGGGACACACGGUGCAGAUAAGUGUCCACCCACCUGAGGAGCGAGCCUGGAAGCAGAAUUCCCUGAGCCUGGCAGGGGAAGGCCAGGACAAUGAUGGAGAAAGGUCUGGACAACUUCCUGAGUCACAGCUCUUCUACCAGAGCACCUUGUCCAGUGCCAGAAGCCCUGGAGUGUUCGGACCAUGGGGUGAUGCCACUCAACUUCCCACAUCCCAAGACCUCUGUGACAAGCCAGGAAGGAACCCUCUCCAGGAAUCACUUGGUAGCAUUGGCUCCAUGCUGGGGAAGCCCCUGAGCUUGGCAUUUUAGGGAUGCAACGCCCAUGAUGGUCCCUCCUUUUGGUCACAUCCUUCUUCCCGAAUGAAAAAUGACGCAGCGAUGCCAAGAGUUCCCCGCCUCUGUAGGUGAGGAAAACACCUGUGGGGGAGAGAGAGCUGGUCCCUUUCCCCUGCUCAUUAAUUCAGUAAAUUACAAAGGGAAAUACAUGCCGGGAAAAGCAAGAAAAAUCCCAAAAGUUAAUCCAAGAGUUAUUUCCUCCUGGUACCGGGAUAAAAACAUGUUCGUCGGAGCUCUCCAGGUCAGACAUCGUGGAGACAGGUGAACCCACACCAAAGAACAAGGUCUUCCAAGAAGCUGAAAUGAAGGGAUCCCACUUGUUCCUCUGCCUCUUCUCCAUGUGCUGCUGGGUGGAUUUGAUACCCACAGCUGGGGACAAAAUCCUGCACUUUGGAGCCUGCAGGGUUUCCAUGAGCAUGACCGAGAUCAGGGCUGGUUUCACAGCAAUUAAAGCCAACAUUCAAGCAAGAGACCCCAUCCGGACCCUGAGCAUCUUGUCCCAUCCCCACUCCCUGCACAAGGUUAACUCUUCAGACAGGUGCUGCAUCACCCAUCACCUCUUCAACUUCUACGUGGACAAAGUUUUCAAGCACUGCAAGACCGAGGAUUCGUAUGUGAACCGAAAAAUCAGCAGCAUCGCCAACUCCUUCCUCAGCAUGAAGAGGAAACUGGAGCAGUGUCAUGAGCAAAAUCAGUGCGUGUGUGGGCAGGAAUCCACUGAGAAAUUUAAGCAAAUACUUGCAAACUACGAAGGGCUGAAUGUCACAAAUGCAGCGAUGAAAUCCCUGGGUGAGCUGGACAUCCUGUUAGACUGGAUGGAGAAAUCUCCUUAGGGAGCAGGAGGCGUCAACGACCCACCACGGCCGGGGCCGAUGGAGCUGCUGGGACCUUGCACACCCCAGUGAUGAGAGGGACAAAAAUGCCCUGUGUCAGUGCAGCUCCUCACUGAUUCCAGCUGGGUUCAGUCAGAGUGCUUUGCUAGCCAGGCACAUCAGUGAAGGCACCAACAGAGUCUUCAUUAAGAUGGAAAUAACCAGUUUGAUUAAAUCAGCGCUGCCCUCGCUUUGCUGGCUUCUAUCAAAGGAUGCUCCAAGGGAAAGAGCUCAAAGGGUUUCUCUUGCUGGCAGACAUAAGCUGUGACCAUGUAACAAAAUUGUUGUUUAAGUUAUAAAUUUUCUGUGCAGGGAAUGUAUAUUCAGAUAGGAAAUGUGUAUUCAUGAGUGCUGGAAGGACUCUGGUGCAGCUUAAACCUGGGCUCAGCCUCACGGAGCUGCUGCCACUGAUGGACCUGGCUCAAACAAGGUGCACAGUGUGAGAAAUGCUUCCAAGAAUAGGUCCUAGAAGGUGUGUGAGGCCUUAGAGGUCUGCCUUUCCUUUUGAGAUGAUAUUUUCUGCCUUAUCAGUAAAAAAGUUUCUGUGCAAGAUAUGUGGUUGCUGAAUAGAAAAAGGCUCCUGUGUGUGUUGUGCAAUUUACUGACACUCAGUAGUGAGUUUUGUGGAAAUUGGUUGCAAUGA
This is a messenger RNA of Chiroxiphia lanceolata (lance-tailed manakin), 5923 nucleotides long. RefSeq names its product interleukin-20-like. The transcript is spliced from 15 exons. Bases 4711 to 5241 code for a protein of 176 amino acids. Lineage: Eukaryota; Metazoa; Chordata; Aves; Passeriformes; Pipridae. The record is from RefSeq and is a predicted model, not a curated record.